This is a messenger RNA of Dermochelys coriacea (leatherback sea turtle), 4542 nucleotides long. It is a transcript of the gene B4GALNT3, whose product is annotated as beta-1,4-N-acetyl-galactosaminyltransferase 3. The transcript is spliced from 20 exons. The coding region runs from base 123 to 3329 and encodes 1068 amino acids. The record is from RefSeq and is a predicted model, not a curated record. NCBI's taxonomy places the organism in Eukaryota, Metazoa, Chordata, Testudines, Dermochelyidae. Gene Ontology annotation, molecular function: acetylgalactosaminyltransferase activity. Gene Ontology annotation, cellular component: Golgi cisterna membrane.
CGAGCCUAGAGACUGUGCGGCGCGCAGGUGAAGGCUGGGGCGGGGUGUCCCCCCCCCCCCCGGGGGCACAGCAUGUCCCGGAGCCCCGCGCGGGGCUGGCACGGGGCGACCUGAGCAGCGGGAUGAGGAGCCGCCCGCUGGGCAAGGUGCUCCGGAGGCGGCUCCGGCUGCUGCUGGCCCUGGGACUGCUGAUGGCGGGGCUCUGGGCCGCCUACCUGGAGCUGGUGGCGUCGGCGGAGGCCAGCGGGCACCCCCUGAACCACAGAUAUGGGAGCUGGAGGGAACUGGCUAAAGCUCUGGCAAACAGGAACAUCCCUGCUGUGGACCCAAACCUUCAGUUUUACUAUCCUCAGAAGCCACUACACCAGAACCAAGAGCAGCAAAGAGGUGCGAGGAAUAGGUCUGUUUAUCCAGCCAGGGAAAACUCCGUCCCUUGGAUCCCGGAGUUCCAGGGUCAAGUCAAUCUCCAUGUGUUCGAGGACUGGUGUGGCAGCUCCAUUGAGCAGCUCAGAAGGAACCUCCACUUCCCACUGUACCCCCAUAUACGAACCACACUGAAGAAACUGGCAGUGUCACCAAAAUGGACAAACUAUGGGCUCCGUCUCUUCGGUUAUCUGCAUCCUUUCACUGACGGGGACUUUGAGUUUGCUAUUGCUGCAGAUGACAAUGCUGAGUUCUGGUUGAGUCCAGAUGAAAAGACGUCUGGUCUCCAGCUGCUGGCCAGUGUAGGCAAGACUGGCAAGGAGUGGACAGCGCCAGGGGAAUUUGGGAAAUUCCGGAGCCAGCAAUCAAGGCCUGUGAGAUUAUCAGCUUCAGGCAGGUACUACUUUGAGGUGCUUCACAAACAGGAUGACAGAGGAACAGACCAUGUGGAAGUGGCAUGGAGACUGAGUGACCCAGAAACUAAGUUCACAGUCAUAGACUCCCAGUUCCUCUCCCUUUUUGCUAAUGAGACUGUCUUCAAGAUGGAUGAGGUUGGUCAUAUCCCACAGACAUUGGCAAGCCAUGCAAGCCCAUCUACAGCCAAUCUGGGCAACAUGGUACACCCAGCUGACAUGCUGAAGCCCGACUCUCGAGACACUAUUUAUAAAGUGCCUUUGAUUAGUAAGUCACGCCUGCGCAGGACCCUACCAGACUGCCCUUACAAACCCAGUUACCUAGUGAAUGGAUUCCCACUGCAGCGCUAUCAGGGACUCCAGUUCGUUCAUUUGUCCUUUGUUUACCCAAAUGAUUACAGCCGCUUGAGCCACAUGGAGUCAGACAACAAAUGCUUCUACCAGGAGAGCCACUAUUACUUGGAGAGGUUUGGAUUCUAUAAGUAUAUGAAAAUCGACCAUCCAGAGAGGAGAAAUCUGGAGUCUGGGGAGAAAACCGAGCAGCCAGGCUCUGAGGAAGGGAAUCCUGAUGAGUUUCAGUACACGGAUGAAUAUGCAGAGAGCACCAAUCCCCCAAGGAAUCUCAGCAAGUGGGGAGCAGAGCCAGUGGGAAUCGAGGCAAACCCCACCAUGAAAGCAGGCUAUGAUGACAUUUACAAUGACUAUUCCCUCCCGGGGCAUCGGAAGUUCCUCUCGCUCAUGGAUGAUAAGUUGGGACAGGUGCUACAGAAGAGAGGAGCACAAAGGCCCCUCAUCAAGCCAGCUCACAGGACUUCAGCCAACCAGAGCAUCAACCAAACUGGCCUAGAAAGAAACCUAUCAAUGAAGAGGCCCCAUCUAAAAAUCAAGGUCAAGGACAGUUCCAGAAACCCUCCUCAUCAUGUUAGGGGCAUCCAUGGGAAGUCACUGCCCAAGAGAAGAAUGGGAGGCCAGGACCUUCCUUCUAGUACAAGACCUCACGAGCCCUGGGAACAUAUACCCAGCAAUUCCAGGGACUCCACUGACAGGAUUCCAAGGGAGAUGGGGCCUCCUCAGAGAGAUCUCUAUGCAACCAGCACCAAGGACCAGCCAGCAGGCAACAUGCAAGCAAGGAGACAAAGUCCAGUCUCUGGCAAAAUAAGUAGUAGGGCCGUGAGUGCUGCCAGCCUCAGCAAGCAGACCCUUUACCAGGCACAGUGGCUAAACCAAGUGGAGUCAUACAUUGCCGAGCAGAAGGCGGCUGACGGCAUUGAGGUGGAUGUGGAAAGGGGGCAAGUGGAGUCUCAGCCUGAGCCUGCUGAGCUGGCAGUGGAGGAGAAGGAGGAAGAGGUAGAAGGGGAAGCAGAGGGGGAGGAGGAAGAAUUUGAGUACAUGCCACAAUUUGACCAGGUAGUGAACUGGGAGCAGACCUUCAGCGCGAGCAACUUGGACUUCCACACGCUGCGGACAGAUUGGAUCGACCUGAAGUGCAACACAUCGGGGAACCUGCUGUUGAAAGAGAGGGAGGCCCUGGAGGUCACACAUGUCUUCCUGAAAAAACUCAACCAGAGAAGCAAAGGGAGAUUCCACCUACAGCGCGUAGUGAAUGUGGAGAAGCGCCAAGACCGCCUGCGCGGGAGCCGCUACCUGCUGGAGCUGGAGCUGCUGGAGAGGGGAGGGCAGCUCGUGCGCUUCUCAGAGUAUGUCUUUGCGCGGGGCUGGCAGGGCAUCAGCAGCGACAAGCAGGAGGAGAUGAACAUGAAGAACCUGGCAUGGGGCCAUCAGCGCCAACUGAUGGGAGUUGCAAAUGAGCCAGACCUGUGCUGGCCACUGGGCUUCUCCUGGAACCAUCAUGCUGUUGUCCACUUCAUAGUGCCAGUGAAAAACCAGGCACGCUGGGUGCUGCAGUUCAUUUCUGACAUGGAGGAACUGUCUAGAGUCACCAAGGACCCAUACUUCAAUGUCAUCAUCGCAGACUACAGCAGUGAUGACAUGGAUGUAGAGAAGGCUCUGAAAAGGUCCAGUUUACACAGUUACCAGUACUUGAAGCUGACGGGGAAUUUUGAGCGCUCUGCAGGGCUGCAGGCUGGAAUAGACCUAGUGAAGGAUCCACACAGUAUCAUCUUCCUGUGUGAUCUCCACAUCCACUUCCCGGCUGGGAUCAUCGACUCGAUUCGGAAGCACUGCAUAGAGGGCAAGAUGGCCUUUGCACCCAUAGUUAUGAGGUUGCAGUGCGGCGCAUCUCCACAAUGGCCUGAGGGCUAUUGGGAGGUGAAUGGAUUUGGUCUCCUAGGCAUAUACAAGUCUGACCUGGAUCAGAUUGGAGGGAUGAACACCAAAGAGUUCCGGGAUCGCUGGGGAGGAGAGGACUGGGAACUCGUGGACAGGAUCAUGCAGGCUGGCCUGGAAGUGGAACGACUGUCCCUGAGGAACUUCUUUCACCGAUUUCACUCCAAGCGGGGCAUGUGGAACCGACGACAGCUGAGGACACCAUAAAGUUCGACCAUAAAGCUGCCCGGCAGAGCCAGCCACCCCUGAAGCAGCACAUGCACCUCGCCUAGGCAUGCUGCCAACAGUACACACUCCUCCUCUCUCCAGAGUCAUCACAGGAGAGCAGACUUACAGGUGCUUGUGAAAAGGGAUGAUCAGUGUAUAGGAGUGGAAACUUAUCUUUGGCACUUGUGAGCCAGUGGGUCCCAGACAUGGGAUCAGUGACUCGUUCUGUAUUUGGGGGAGCCUUAGACAAGCGAAGGACUGGUUACCCCUGACACUGAUGCACCUGGAGCCCCUGACUGAUGGUACAAUAAAAGUGGUGGCGAGCAGUCUGGAGUGUCUUGCAUGGUACAAAUUUAAGAAAAGGAACAAAUCCCAGUUACAACCUGAAUGGAUUAUUUACAAUAACGCUGCUGUUUCUUUUGAUACUUGAAAAACUCUGACACCCAUGUCUUUGGACAGGGGACCAAAGGAACUUCUCUGAACUGUGUUGUGUCCUCAUCCCCAGGUACCAGCCCAGCCCAGAAUAGACUGAGGAGCUGUUAGGGAUGUUAGGCUGCCAGUGCUUAGCCCUAUUUGCCACCCUUUCAUCUAAAUCACUGGGAAAAUCUACACUCCUGUUCAACAAACCAUGGGCCGUAUCUGUAGACUCAAACCCUUUUCUCUCACGAGAGACCUCAUUUGCCUGCAGCUGGCUGGGGCUAGUGUUAAGACCCCCAUCUUGGUUAGUUGUUCCCUGCCUGAGGCUCAUGCUGGGUACUUGGAGAGGACAGGUGAGGCCAUCUCAGUAGGAACUGGGAAGCCAUGUCGACAGCUGUAGCCCAGUCAGACAAGUGUGUGUCCCAGCAGUAGCUGGGAAUUCAUAAUAGAGGGAAAUGGAAUAUUUGAUUGGCUGAAAUAUUGUAUCUUUGUCAGUGAGAAGGAGAACUUUUCUGCUCCUCAAACCUGGUCUAUAACACAGCAUCUGGGGGUUAAUUUAAUAAGUUAUGAUUUCACAGUUGUUUUCCAUGGUAGAUUCUACAUGUGUGAAGAACUAUUUGUUACAUAGUGGAAGAACAGGAGCAGUUAACCAUGCUGCACUUAUGGAAAGACCAGAUGAGCCUGGCCCUGGCACUGGUGAGAUGAAGGUGGGAUCUGAGUUACUACAGAGAAUUCUUUCCUGGGUAUCUGGAUAAUGAAUCUUGCCCAUAUGCUCAGGGUUCAGCUGAUCGUCAUA